AUAUGCUGGAUCUCCCCCAAUUAGAGUAAACCCUAAUCGUUCUGUUUCUAUAGCUUUCUUUCUCUCUCUGGAAGCGGAUCAGAUCAGGAACUUGCCCUAGUGUGUGUGGCGUAGAUCGGACAUGGCGACUGAUAGCACAGGCGCGAAAUCGAGCUCCUCGGGUGCGGAUUCGUACGUAGGGAGCUUGAUUAGCUUGACAUCCAAGAGCGAGAUCAGAUACGAAGGCAUCCUUUACAACAUCAACACCGAUGAAUCCAGUAUCGGACUCCAGAACGUCCGAUCCUUUGGAACCGAAGGAAGGAAGAAAGAUGGUCCUCAAGUUCCCCCUAGUGACAAAGUUUACGAGUACAUAUUGUUCCGUGGAACCGAUAUCAAGGAUUUGCAAGUCAAAGCCUCUCCACCUGUACAACCUCCAGCUCCACCUGCUAUAAACAAUGACCCUGCUAUCAUCCAGUCUCACUACCCUAGCCCUAUGCCUACAUCGAGUAGCUUGCCUCCUGCUGCGAGCAGUCCACCUGGACAGCAUGGGAUGGGAUUCCAAAACUCAAUGCCUUUGUAUCAGCCUGGUGGAAAUGUUAAUUCCUGGGGAGCGUCGCCACAACCGCCAGUGUAUUGGCAAGGAUUUUACUCACCACCUCCUAAUGGUCUUCCCCAAUUGCAUCAGCAGUCUCUGAUUCGACCCCCUCAUGGACUGCCAAUGCCCAGUUCUCUGCAGCAAUAUCCUAACUUUAAUGCCCCUACACCUGCUGGUUCAUCAACUUUUCAGGGUUCAAGCUUGCUGGAACCACCCUCUUCAUUGUUUCCUUUUAGCAGUAGUUCUCAAACUCUAGCACCCAGUUCUUUGCCUUUUACUAGUCUACCUAUGACGCUGUCUUCAGGCCUGCAAUCAACAAUGCAAUCAGCACCAUCUCCUUCCCUAGCUUCAGAGAUGGCACCUCCUUUGUUUUCUAACAAAGCUCCUGUUUCUUUGCCUCCUGCCCUUCCUCAGGAUACUAACUUGCUUCCCUUUUCUGUACCAACUACUAGAGCCACCGAUACAAGUGCUGGCCUUCCACUCUCUAACAAGCCUAGUGUAGUUACUGCUCCUGUUGCUGGAGUUUCUAGUUCCGUUAGCCAAGAUCAGCCAAAACCUUUGUUGGUUACUCCUGGCCAACUGCUGCAAUCUGGAUCUGCUGCAGUCUCUUUGUCCCCGCCCUCUAACAAGGCGGAUAAAGAUGUUGAGGUGGUUCAGGUAUCAUCAUCAGCUGGGUUGGAACAAUCUGCUCCAGUUACAUCAGAAGCCCAACCUCCAAUACUGCCAUUGCCUUCAUCUGCAAGGCCAACUCAGAAGCCAAACGGGCAUUCGUACCCAACCCAUAAUGGUUACAGAGGACGUGGGAGAGGAAGAGGAAGAGGAGCAGGGAGAUCACACCAGGUGAUGAAAUUCACUGAAGAUUUUGAUUUCACGGCGAUGAAUGAAAAGUUCAAUAAGGAUGAAGUAUGGGGUCAUCUUGGGAAGAGUACUAAUGAUGAUGGUGAUGAUGAUUCUCCAAUCGUAGAGGAAUCUGAGCUGCCAAAGAUCGAGGUCAAACCUGUUUACAACAAAGACGACUUUUUCGAUAGCCUCUCAUCAAAUACGAAUGACAGAGAUUCUCAAAAUGCAAGGCCUAGGUUCUCAGAAUUACGGAAACUAGAUACUGAGACAUUUGGUGAGUUCUCAAGAUUCAGAGGAGGCCGGGGAGGGCGUGGUGGCUAUGGUCGGAACGGUCAUUCACGUGGUGGUUAUGGUGGGCGUAGCUAUGGCGGCUAUAAUGGACGCGGUGGUGGUGGUGGCGGCGGCUAUAAUGGAUAUGGUGGUCGUGGCCAAGGGAGAGGAGGAGGUGUAUCAAAUCGUUCUUCCUAAAAAUUGUACUAAAAGGGUCCUCUAAUGACUCGAAUCGGAUGGAGCUCAUGAUAUGCUUUUGAGUGCUUUUGGUAUGUUGCAAUAAAACAAAACUUGAGUCUUAUGUAAUGCUUUUCCUUGUGAAAACCUUCCCUUGUGUGGGUUUCGAGUGUCCCAAACGGAUCUUUGUCUAAAGUUUGGUAAUACCGUUCUUCAGUAUUCAAUGUCAUUUUGAACUUUUUGUAGACUUUGACAUUUUGUAAAAUGCAUUUUCUUAGCUU
Molecule: messenger RNA, 2142 nt
Organism: Brassica napus (rape)
Lineage: Eukaryota; Viridiplantae; Streptophyta; Magnoliopsida; Brassicales; Brassicaceae
Product: protein decapping 5
Exons: 8
Coding region: 122-1882 (586 amino acids)
Biological process (GO): cytoplasmic stress granule assembly; P-body assembly
Cellular component (GO): P-body
Molecular function (GO): mRNA binding
Source: RefSeq, a predicted model, not a curated record